Messenger RNA from Trichechus manatus latirostris (Florida manatee), 7492 nucleotides. RefSeq names its product G protein-coupled receptor 137B (gene GPR137B). The record is from RefSeq and is a predicted model, not a curated record. The transcript has 7 exons. NCBI's taxonomy places the organism in Eukaryota, Metazoa, Chordata, Mammalia, Sirenia, Trichechidae. Gene Ontology annotation, biological process: regulation of autophagy; negative regulation of osteoclast differentiation; negative regulation of bone resorption. Gene Ontology annotation, cellular component: lysosomal membrane. Bases 139 to 1296 code for a protein of 385 amino acids.
UGUUUUCUUCACUUCAGUCUCUUGGCUCCCGGCGCAGAGCGAUGCGCGGAGACCCCUCCGGGGGCGGAGGUGGCCGCUAGGCCCGAUGAGGCCAGUGCGCCCCUGGCCGCGUCGCAGCGCCCGGCACCCCGAGCCCCGAUGGCGGGCCCGCGUUGGGACCCCCUGCGCAAUGACUCGCUGCCGCCCACGCUGACCCCGGCCGUGCCCCCCUACGUGAAGCUCGGCCUCACCAUCGUCUACACCGUGUUCUACUCGCUGCUCUUCUUGUUCAUCUACGUGCAGCUCUGGCUGGUGCUGCGCUACCGUCACAAGCGGCUCAGCUACCAGAGCGUCUUCCUCUUCCUCUGCCUCUUCUGGGCCUCCCUGCGGACCGUCCUCUUUUCUUUCUACUUCAAAGACUUCGUGGCGGCCAAUUCGCUCAGCCCCUUCGUUUUCUGGCUGCUCUACUGCUUCCCCGUGUGCCUCCAGUUUUUCACCCUGACGCUGAUGAACUUGUACUUCACGCAGGUGAUUUUCAAAGCAAAGUCAAAAUAUUCCCCAGAAUUACUCAAAUACCGGUUGCCACUCUACCUGGCAUCGCUCUUCAUCAGCCUCGUGUUCCUGCUGGUGAACUUGACCUGCGCGGUGCUGGUGAAGACAGGGACCUGGGAGAGGAAGGCCAUUGUCUCAGUGCGCGUGGCCAUCAACGACACGCUCUUCGUGCUGUGUGCUGUCUCUCUCUCGCUCUGUCUCUACAAAAUUUCCAAGAUGUCCUUAGCGAACAUUUACCUGGAGUCUAAGGGCUCCUCCGUGUGUCAAGUCACUGCCAUUGGUGUGACCGUCAUCCUGCUGUAUACAUCUCGAGCCUGCUACAACCUGUUCAUCUUAUCAUUUUCUCAGAACAAGAAUGUCCAUUCCUUUGACUACGACUGGUACAACGUAUCAGACCAGGCAGAUUUGAAGAAUCAGCUGGGAGAUGCCGGAUAUGUUGUAUUUGGAGUGGUCCUGUUUGUGUGGGAACUUUUACCUACUACCUUAGUAGUUUAUUUCUUCCGAGUUAGAAAUCCUACAAAGGACCUUACUAACCCUGGAAUGGUCCCCAGCCACGGAUUCAGUCCCAGAUCUUAUUUCUUUGACAACCCUCGAAGAUAUGACAGUGAUGAUGACCUUGCCUGGAACAUUGCCCCUCAGGGACUUCAGGGAAGUUUUGCUCCAGACUAUUAUGAUUGGGGACAACAAACUAACAGCUUCAUGGCACAAGUAGGAACUUUGCCACAAGACUCAACUUUGGAUCCUGACAAACCAAGCCAUGGGUAGCAUCAGUUCACAGUAUUUUGGAAGAUUCCUCACUUGAAAAGCUUCAGAAAGACAAACUUAAUGACAGUUGAACUUUUAAGGCACUUUUCCUAAAGAAAUAGGACUUGAUUUUUGUUACAGGUUUCUGGUGUCUCCAUAGGACUAAGCAAUAAUUUAGAUUGAUAAGACCUUAUUUUAGUACUAAAAAGUGAGCCUGGCUAUUUCAGUGGGCAUAAGUUAAACUUUUUUUUUUUUUUAACUGUACUUUUAUAAAGAUGGAUUUUAUAUAACUUAAAUAAUAAUGCUAAAAUAUACUAGGGUUUUUUUCCUGAGAAUGUUAUUGCAAUAUAUGUUUUGGUUUGCACAAACGUUUAUGCAUAAUUCACUUUAAAACAAUACAGUAUAUGGUCUAAUAGUUUUUUAAGGCUUUUUAGACUGCAGUGUUCCUCAAAUCCUUAUCUCUUCGGGUCAGUCAUAUUCUGAGCUCUACAUUGGUAGACUCCUAAAAUAUAACUGACAUCCAUAGAGCUAACUGCAACUCCAGUGUUGAAUAUUAAAAUGUAAUGGAAUACUGGUAGACUGUAAGGUAACUGGGAGUCCCUGGGUGGCACAAAUGGUUAAGCGCUAGACUGCUAGCCGAAAGGUUGGCGGUUUGAACCCACCCAGAGGUACCUUGGAAGACAGACCUGGCUGUCUGCUUUUGAAAGGUCACAACCUUGAAAACUCCAUGGAGCAGUUCUGCUCUGUACACGUGAAGUUGCCAUGAGUCAGAAUCAACUCAAUGGCAACUAACAACAACAAGGUAGCUGGCUCCUUAGUGAUCUUUAAGGCUCAGAUGAUUGGUCCUCAAAGAAUCUCUUAAAUUUUUCCAAAAGUUUGGUAGUUCCUUUCAGCAAGGCACUAAUGUAUACAAUUUAAUGAUAACACGUUGAUAAUGUAUAUAGAGCUGACUUACACUGUUAAAUCCCGUAAGAAGCCCUGGUGGCACAGUGGUUAAAGUGGUUGGGUGCUACCCAAAAGGUCUGCAGUUCAAACCCACCACCUGCUCUGUGGGAGAAAGAUGUGGCAGUCUGCUUCUGUAAAGAUUUACAUCCUUGGAAAUCGUGUAGGGUUGCUAUGAGUUGGGGAACCGACUUGACAGCAAUUGGUCUGCUGUAUUCAUAGAGAUUCUGCAUAAUUUUCAGCCCAAUGAAAUCCAUUAACUCAGGACUACAGCAAGACUACAGCUUUCCCAACUAGCUGAAUUUCCAUUAUAUUCAAGGUAAAAAGAGAUUCCAAAAGGGGGAUUAAUGAUAAAUACCCCUGGCGCUACAGCCAAAUGAUUGUGGAAUCCUAAUUGUUUUUCCUCUAAUUUUCAGCCAUAUUGAAAGCAGUGCCCUUUAUCUUUAAAUAACUCUAAAAGCAGAGUUAUUUAAACUGCAUGUUUAAGAUAGGAGUAGCAUUACAACGUGCUAUAGGAUAAUGCCUGUCUCUUAGCCAUGUUAAAGGGCACAUUCCAGAAUUGCUUUGUAAGUUGUUUUUCAUUUAAGUGAAAAACAUGUCAUGAAUUGCUGCUUCCCCAACCAGAAGUACUGUUCUAAAACCUCCACUACGUAUAUUCUCCAGCCAUAAAACAGCCUAUAAUGGGAGACUGGUACAUGGCUCUGUUGGGGAUGUUAAAUGCUCUGAUUUUCUACAAACCAGACAUAGGUACUAGAGGAAGUACUGUUACCAGAGAGAAAGUGCCAUUUCGCUCUUCCCUAGGAAAUCUCAAAUCUCAGCAGAGGGAGGGGCAGAUGAAAAGGAACUUCCAUUAAGAAGUCCUACCUACAUGAUGAAACCCAUUUCAAAUGACUCCUAUUUCCCAUUUUGGUCUUCAUGAAUGGUUUAAUCUCUUGCCAUUGUUUUCAUAGAGAUCAAGUCUAUUUAUAUUACUUUGAUAGUAUUUAAAAUUGGGUUAUCAGGUUUUUAAAUGGGCCAUGAUUGGGUUUUUCAUUUGUAUAGAAUACCUUUACUCUGCAAAUCCCACAUAACAUUCUUGCCUUUCAAUCUAUGGAAGAAUUUGGGUCACGUAUCAUUUAAAAUAGUUACUGUGUCUGGGAAAAUUCCACACUGAAGCAAAAUCUGCACUGAUCAUUCAGGUUGCCUUAAAAUAAUAAAGUAUUACAAGUUGUUAUUCUAAACAGCUUUAGGAACACCCUAUUAUGGUCAUACUGUCUUUGUUACGGCAAACUCAACAUGUGCUUAAUAUUCGUAGUAAAAAAAAAAUCUUUAAAUCAUGCCUGCAGAAAGUCCUGCAAAUCCUCAAUAUUAGGUCAGCUAAAGCUAGAUAUAUAUUUUUGUUAGUGGUUAAGUGUUCAGCUGCUAACUGAAAGGUCAGUUGUUCGAACCCACCAGCAGCUCUGCAGGAGAAAGAUGUGGCAGUCUGCUUCCAUAAAGAUUUAUAGCCUCGGAAAUCCUAUGGGGCAGUUCUACUCUGUCCUGUAGGGUCAAUAUGAGUCAGAAUCAAUUUGACAGCAACCGGUUUGGUUUGUUUUUUGAUUAAAAAUAUCACUAAAAUCAUACAAUUAUUAUAUUCAUUCUAUGAUAUGUAAACACUGUUUAUAAUUAUUACUGGCAGGAAAAUUUGAAAUAGCCAGCAUUAACUGAUGAAUGCCACAAUCCACUUUUAUGAUAAAGCUGCUAGUAUUUAUUUGAACUAUAUUUUUUGUUGGAGAGGAUUUUAAAAAUGUUCUAAGUGCCUGUCUUUCUCCUUCUCCCACUUUAAAAAAAAGUGCUAAAACGCAAGUGUUGUAGACUCAUUGUAGGAUGUAAAAAACUAUCAUUGUAUCAAAUUAACUUUCUGUCAUAGUAAAUGAUUAUGUAUACCCUGUAAAAUAUUGCAGGAACUGUGUGGGAAGAAAAAUUAAAAUUCCCUUUAGCUUCCUAAUUUAUAUGUGCUAAGUACACUAAUAAAGCUAGUCCUCAUGUAAACUAUUAAAUGCUGAGAGAGAGAACGGAAUGGUGAUUACUGGUUCUAAAAUAUCCAAAUAACUUCUAGCUUUUAAAGCAUACAAUUUGAAAGUUAAAAAUAUAUGGGGAAUAUCACUGAAAAUUUGGUACUAUUAUUUAUCUAAGUUAAAGUAACACCAAAAGGCUGCAUAUGAGUGUUUCUGUUUAACUACUGGCAAUAUGCAUACUAGGUCUCUCUCUCUGCAGUUAGUGUCUAAGACUUCCAACUGAUUUGUAUAGAUGAUGUCUUUCAUUGGCUCUUUUUCCUUCUUACAAUCGACCUGUUUAAUUGAGCCAAUGAUUAAAACAUCUGGGGUGUGUUACAUGCGGAGUUGUGGACUGUAAAAAGUUUUUACUAUUAUACACAUAAAUCACAUUUAAUUAUGCCAGUUAUCUCUUGACUGUAUUGGGCACAUUCUCAGUAACUGUGUUGGUUGUCAGGGUUAGCUACUUAGAUCAGGCACACUGACCAGUGCAUCCCCAACUUUUUUGCCCACCAAAAUCCAUGAGAAUUAUUCAUUGUUGAACUUGAACACUUAACCCCUAAUAUAGGGGGGGAAAAAAAAAAGCAUUAGUAAACCCUCGAGCUUAGGAAGUAUUGUAAGAAAAAAGUUCUCAUUUAUAUUACAUAGUGGAUAUUACUAGAAUAUUGUUUCGUUGUUGUUAACAAUAAAGGCAAACUUACGUUAAAACUAAAUGGAUCUACGUAUUUGAAACUUUUAUCAAGAUUUCCAACUAAAGAAACUUGAUUAACAAAAUACCCUGCUUUCGCAUAAAAUACAGACUAGUAUAAGUCUGAUUAGACACUUCUAAUAUGUAGCCCCAUUUUUUAGCCUAUGUAAGUGAGAAUUAUAUUAGUUAAAAACAUUUCUGACUGGGCAUAAUGCUACUUAAGACUUCUCAUGGUCCAGGUGAGGAGCUGCUGGAAAGGAUCAGGCUAAAAUAGUAGACUUAUUCUCAUCAAAGACUAUAAUAAAUUAUUUGGUUGAAGUGCAGAAACACUUGUUUAUUAAAAAUAGGAAAAUAAGGGUAACAUGGAAUUCCAUCCGUGUUUAUUGAGUGCCUAUUAAAUGCUAGACACUGGAUGAGGCAGCUGUCAUGUGUCUUUGGGUCCCAGUCUGUCAACUCAGCAGUGCCCAUAUAUACACUCGACUAUGGCUCUGAGCAGGGACAUAUGGAGAGCCCCUGCACCAAAGGGUCAAAAUGCCUUGAAGGGUGCUGAUGAUGUCUCUGUACCCCCAACCAGGAGCUCUGUGUCUGAUUCUUAUACCUAUUACCCAGCUCCUUUGGGCCUAAGCACUGAUACUGCAUUCAUUAUUCAGUCUAGAGUUCCAAGACUGGCUACCAGGUAAUCAAGUAUGGGCUCAAUGUUUUAGAUCCAAAUCCAGAGACUCAACCACUCCUAAUAGUACCUACCUAGUUCCUCCAAAUCUGGAUUCCCUACCUCUGUUCCUUGACCUACAGCUGGGUCCUGGCCUGUCUUCCCAGAAACUGAUUAAUACCUUGCCAAAACAUUAAUUAGCCUUCAAAGCUGGUCUGCCUUUUUUGACCUUGGCUACCCUACCAUUCUAAAUAGUAUACUACACCCAGAAUGGAGUUUCUGCCUCUGAACUUUAGUUAGAACUGGAGCUCAGACACCUAUUCUCUUCAGCUAUAUCUGUGACCUGUUUCUCAUUAGCCUAUAUGAUCCUCAGAAGCCUUCCCUUUUUAUAGUGACUUCUGUUGCUCUGAUAAAGGAGCCCUCGUGGUGCAGUGGUUAAGUGCUCAGCUGCUAACCAAAAGGUCGGUGGUUUAAACCCACGAGCUGCUCCAGGGGAGAAAGAUGUGGCAGUCUGCUUCCAUAAAGAUUUACAGCUGUGGAAACCCUAUGGGGCAGUUCUACUCUGUCCUAUAGGGUUGCUAGGAGUUGGAAUCAACUCUGCAGCAACAGGUUUUGGUUUCAUGGUUGCUCUGACUUGUCUUGAUUCUCAACUUUCCAUGUAUCUUACUAACCCAUAACAGUCCCACCAGUCUCUAUGCAGUGCCAAGUCAUGGUUCUCCUCGAAGGCAUUAGUUGAAGUAUAAAAAGGAUUGUUUAGGAUAAACAAGUACUGCUUUACCAGGGCCAUUAAAUUUAUAUGACUUACUGUCCUUAAUAUGUUAUCCCCUUGGUGAAUUCACUAACCCAGUCUGGGCUUCAAGUCUGCAUAUUUAAAACCUCCAUGAUCAACUUCUUUGGAAUUGAUUUAUGUUAACCUAAUUUACAAAAUAAUACCAAUUUAUGUAGCAUACUAAGGAAUACAAACUGUCGAAGAGACCAGAAGACUCACCUACCUGAAGGUAUAUUCUGUGAAGGAAAGCCACAUUGAAAAUUACAUUUAUCAGAAUGUUGCUUGGUGAAUGCUGACUCUGAUCUGAUCAAAGGGUGUUAGGUGGAUGAUUUUACUUGAUUAAUGGCAUCUAUCUAUGACAGCCUGAUGGCACCAUCAAGAAGACACUAGAAUUCAUUUAUAUUGAGGGUACCUUUGAGGGUACCUUCUCCACUAGACAGGCUUCUGUUAGCCAUUCCUCUCUGGUUCCUAUAUUCUUUCUUUGGGUACAUUUUUCACUAUAAACUAGAUAUAAUGUAGUUAGGUUAUAUUCUAGAAUGUAAGUUACAUGAUGGUAGGGAUUUUUUGUCUGUUUUGUUCACUGCUGUAUUUCUAGCUCCUAGAAUAAUGAAUUGUCAAAUACUGUUCUUCUGGUAAAUGUUGUUUCUUCUUUUUUUUUAGGUAACUUCUUGCACUUGUACUUCUAGUCACUGUAUAUUUAUUUUACAAGUUUAAUAUUCAUUUAUUUAAGGGCAUCUCUCUGUUGCCUUAUGAAUCUUUGACAAAUAUCCAACUUUUGAAGAAAAGAUUCAUAAUGGAAUAAAAAAGGAAAUAAGGAUUUUACAUAUAAAACAGUGCCCAAAUCAUUUCUGGGGGCCAAGUAUUAAAAUAGAAGCACUGGAACUUUUUCUGCACAAGCACUGCAUCCUGCCUCUUUGUCCUUACCUGUUUGGGCACUGACAAACACUAAUGAAUAAUACAGCAAGUAGUGAAAAGUAGACCUUUAUCAGGUAGUAUCAAAAGAAUAGUGCUGCAUCAAAUGGUUAAAAGUGCAACCCUCAAGAACACUGAGUUGGACAGAGCUUUAGCAUAAUCCAUAUGUUAAAGGAUUUUUUUUUUAAAGCUCAUAUAUAGAAAAACAUACAAAUAACAGCUAGGAAAACAGUAAAAAAAAAAAA